AUGGCAAGCCUAGGCAAUGAAUUAGAUCUCCCGCGAUCUCCAGCAGCGUUCAGUUCCCAUGUCUUCCGGUGUUACUUUCCUGGCUGCAACGCCAGCUACCGGCGCAAGGAGCACCUGCACCGCCAUGAAAGAAAACACUCUCAGCAGCAGGCUUUUACAUGUUCCAAUUGUGGUCGAGAAUUCGGACGAAGUGACACACUUCGACGCCAUGUCCGCCAGCGUCAUGGAAUAAUUGAACCUCUCAAGCGUGCACAGCGAGCUUGUGAAAGCUGCCAUGCAGGAAAGUCUCGGUGCGAAGGGGGUAUGCCCUGUGAUGAGUGUCUACGUCGCAACAUUCGGUGCUCUUUCAACGACCCUGCUGGUACAGUAGAAAAUCAAUCUCCCGGAUCUGCGAUACAUCAUGCAUCGAGCCCAAAGCAUGACCAGCCACGGUUACAAAAUACAGAGAAGACGGAGCACUACAUCCAUCUUUAUUUUGAGGCUUUCCACCCCUCUUGGCCAUUCAUCCACAAAGGAUCAUUCGACAUACGCCAUGAAACGCCCUUUCUGAUUCAAUCAAUGGUUGUUAUAGGCCUAUGGGCUACUAGGGAACAGUCUGCGCAGUCGGUAGCAGUGGAACUCCAUAGUAAACUCGACUUGGCUCUUCGAGAUCAAAAGGAAAAAUGGGAUGCCUCGGAAGCAGCUGAAGCUUGUAAUGCCUGUGUCUGGCCAAUUGCGAUGUACCAGGCUAUACUACUACAUAUCAUCUUCUCUUUUCUUAUCAGCAGCCGGACUGCUGUUGAUUUCGACUUGAGGGUCUCUCUUCCCCCAGCUGAUUUGGGAUUACUCGAAGCUCUUGUCCGAAGUUGUCGAAGGCUAGGCAUGUUCUAUUAUUCGAACAUUCUUGGCAGGUAUAAAGAAGCUGACUUGGCUUCGUUCGUCUGGGUUGGCCUUGAGGAAAUCAAACAAUUUAAUAUAGCCUUGUACAAAGUUUGUGGGAAGGCAAGCAACUCUAAUAUAAAAGACGGAAGCCAUGGGGAUAUUACUGCAGUACAGUCUUUGCUAACUGCAAGUGAACUUCAGUUCCCCCUGCCAAGCAACUUUCCUUUAUGGAAUGCUGUUAGCAAAGAUGAAUGGAUGGCUGUUGGGUGGGACGAAAAGCUGGUUUCCUUAGAUGAUGACUGUCAGCAGAACUGGAUAUCAAAUUUUGCGGAAAUAUUAGAAUUCUUUCAGCUAUAG
Molecule: messenger RNA, 1218 nt
Organism: Penicillium samsonianum
Lineage: Eukaryota; Fungi; Ascomycota; Eurotiomycetes; Eurotiales; Aspergillaceae
Exons: 3
Coding region: 1-1218 (405 amino acids)
Biological process (GO): regulation of transcription by RNA polymerase II; DNA-templated transcription
Cellular component (GO): chromatin
Molecular function (GO): RNA polymerase II cis-regulatory region sequence-specific DNA binding; DNA-binding transcription factor activity, RNA polymerase II-specific; zinc ion binding
Source: RefSeq, a predicted model, not a curated record